ACAUCCUCAAGAUAUAUAUUGGCUUGUUCCGGCGUGCAGAGAAUCUCACAGGUGCGGAAUAUGAUGCCAUAGACAUGAUACUACUGAAGAAACACGAAAUGGUCUUCAAUUUUGUCUCUGCACUAAUAACAACAAUAUUGCUCUCCGGAGCCAUAGUUGAAGUUAAGGGUCUUCCACUUCACACGGAUUCACGAUGGAUCGUCAACGAAGAUGGGCAGAGGGUCAAGCUGGCAUGUGUGAAUUGGGUGUCCCAUUUGGAAGCUGUGGUGGCCGAAGGGCUCAGCAAAAAGCCCGUGGAUGUCAUUUCAAAUGGAAUAAAGUCCAUGGGCUUCAACUGUGUCAGGCUCACUUGGCCUAUAGUUUUGGUCACUAAUGACUCUCUUGCUUCUCUCACCGUUAGAAGCUCCUUUCAGAACCUUGCCCUCCUUGAAUCCAUUGCUGGUGUCCAAACCAACAACCCCUCCAUUAUCGAUCUUCCCCUCAUCCAAGCUUUUCAGGCAGUGGUGAAAAGUCUCGGUGACAACGAUGUGAUGGUGAUAUUGGACAACCACAUAACCCAGCCAGGGUGGUGCUGCAGUAACUCCGACGGCAAUGGCUUCUUCGGUGACAAAUUUUUUGACCCAAACCAGUGGAUAUUGGGCCUCACCAAGAUGGCCUCCCUCUUCAAUGGAGUCACUAAUGUGGUGGGCAUGAGCUUGAGGAAUGAGCUCCGAGGGCCCAAACAGAAUGUCAACGAUUGGUACAAGUACAUGGUGAAAGGAGCAGAAGCGAUUCAUGCAGCAAAUCCGGAUGUUCUUGUUAUUUUAUCCGGCCUGAAUUUUGAUAAAGACUUAUCUUUCAUUCAAAAUCGGCCAGUGAGCCUCACAUUUAAGGGGAAAUUAGUAUAUGAGGCACACUGGUAUGCCUUCACUGAUGGUCAAGCUUGGGUUAAUGGGAAUCCAAACCAAGUAUGUGGACAAGUGGCAGGAAAUAUGAUGAGAACCUCAGGCUUUUUAGUGAACCAAGGAUGGCCAUUGUUUAUUAGUGAGUUUGGUGGAGACUUGAGAGGUACCAACGUGAAUGACAACCGCUACCUUAACUGCUUCUUGGCAGUGGCAGCUGAGCUUGACUUGGAUUGGGCCUUGUGGACACUUGUUGGUAGCUACUACUUUAGACAAGGAGUUAUAGGAAUGGAAGAGUUUUAUGGGAUUCUUAGUUGGGACUGGACCCAAGUUAGAAAUACCACUUUCUUAAACAGAAUCUCUGCCCUCCAACUUCCAUUUCGAGGUCCAGGAAUAACAAGAGGCAAUCCAUACAAAUUGAUAUUCCAUCCUUUGACCGGUUUGUGUGUCAUAAGAAAGUCAUUACUAGACCCAUUGACAUUGGGUCCUUGCUAUUUAUCUGAUGGCUGGAAAUACACACCCCAGAAAAUUCUAUCAAUAAAAGGAACUUACUUCUGCAUACAAGCAGAGAAUGAAGGGAUGCCUGCAAAACUUGGGAUAAUAUGCUCAGAUCCUAACUCUAGAUGGGAAAUGAUCUCAGAUUCGAAGUUGCAUCUCUCAUCUAAACUCAGCGAUGAUUCUAAUGUAUGCUUAGAUGUAGACGAUAACAACAACAUUGUGACCAAUGCUUGCAAAUGCUUGAGCAGAGAUCGUACAUGUGACCCUAGUAGCCAAUGGUUCAAACUUAUUGACAGCGGAAGGAGAUCAAUGUUGACAACCUCAACAUCAUCCAUGCUAAAUUCAUCAGACCUUUAUGGAAACCAUUAAGCUCAGCAUAAGUUGUUUUAAGAAUAUUACUGUAAAUUUCUCUAACCAUGUACUUAUGUUUUAAUGGCAGGAAAGUGAUGCAUUAAACAUGUCCAUAUGUAUGACUAUUGAAUUCAAUACAUAAUAUACCACUAUUAAAAUA
This is a messenger RNA of Glycine soja, 1890 nucleotides long. Its product is annotated as glycosyl hydrolase 5 family protein-like. The record is from RefSeq and is a predicted model, not a curated record. The transcript is spliced from 4 exons. Gene Ontology annotation, molecular function: hydrolase activity, hydrolyzing O-glycosyl compounds. NCBI's taxonomy places the organism in Eukaryota, Viridiplantae, Streptophyta, Magnoliopsida, Fabales, Fabaceae. The coding region runs from base 75 to 1748 and encodes 557 amino acids.